Messenger RNA from Bacidia gigantensis, 1344 nucleotides. RefSeq lists its product as uncharacterized. The transcript has a single exon. Gene Ontology annotation, molecular function: lipid binding. NCBI's taxonomy places the organism in Eukaryota, Fungi, Ascomycota, Lecanoromycetes, Lecanorales, Ramalinaceae. Gene Ontology annotation, biological process: phospholipid transport; mitochondrion organization. Gene Ontology annotation, cellular component: ERMES complex. The record is from RefSeq and is a predicted model, not a curated record. Bases 1 to 1344 code for a protein of 447 amino acids.
AUGUCAAUCGACAUCAAUUGGGAGACUCUCACCUCCGGCUCUCAAGGUGAAGACCUCGCUCACACAGUCCGCGACUUUAUUCACGACCGCUUUCAGCAAGUCCAGCUCCCCCGCUUCAUCCGCUCCGUCGAAAUCCACAGCUUCUCUUUCGGCUCAGAAUGCCCUUCCAUCGACAUAGUCGACAUCACAGACCCCCACCCUGCCUUCUACGAAGAUGAUUCUAGCGACAGCUCCUCCUCACAAGAAGACGCCCACAGCGAAGAGCUUACCUCUCCCCGUCGAGCUCCCAACCACCAGCUUCCACCACUACAACCUCCGCACGCAAGAGCAACCCACUUCCCCAAUCUCCAACCUCAGCUCCAGUCAGGCCAAACCUCCCCGCUCCGUUCAGGUACACCAGGGAUACCAGGCGGCACCUCCAAUCUCUCAUACUUCCACCUACCUCUUCGACAAGGUCUAGGCAGCGGCACCGCAACGCCCACACCUUUCACCCCUACAUUUCCAUGGCCGCACAACGCAACCAGCGAGCAACCCUAUCACCACCACAACCGGCCUCCCACACCUCCCCCGCCGCAAACACCAUGGGCAGACCCAGUCUCGCCUCCGCGCACGACCUCACGACCACAAGUCAAGUCUCCAGACCCAGACGCGCAAGUCGACGGCUAUUUCAAUUCUCGUAAUCCCAAGAAAACCCAAGGGAGAAGUGAAGAGAAUGGAAACACGCCAAAUCCGCUCGACCUACAGCUCACACUGCACAUCUCGUAUUCUGGCUCCCUCUCCCUCUCCCUAACGGCGGAGAUUCUCCUCGACUACCCUAUGCCCUCAUUCGUAUGCCUCCCCCUCCGACUCACGGUCACAAACGUGGAAUUCGAUGGUGUUGGCCUCUUGGCCUACCUAAACCCCACUCCCAACCCCAAUCCCAGUCCCGCCAAAGACGCAAGAGACGGUGGUCGUAAUGAGGUCGAUGAGGGCGAUGAAAGCGGGCGGAGGGUUAUCUUCUCCUUCCUCCCUCCUGAGGAGGGGCGUCUUACUCUCGCCUCAACAUCCACCGCCACCACCGCUACCUCCUCUCUCAAUUCUGACGAUGCUCCUUCUACGAAUCAAGUUAGAGAACGAAAGAGUGGUGGAAGUGGAUUGGGCGCGCUGAUUAAUGCCAUACACGUGGAGAGCGAGAUCGGGAAGCAAGGCGGAGAGCAGGGCGGGGCGGGCGGGGCGGGCGGGGCAGAGCAGAAACAGCCGCCGCUGAAGAACGUGGGGAAAGUGGAGCGGUUUGUGGUCGAGCAGGUGAGGAGGAUUUUUGAGGGCGAGUUGGUGUGGCCUGGGUGGUGGACUUUCUUGGUUUGA